Molecule: messenger RNA, 2649 nt
Organism: Cyclospora cayetanensis
Lineage: Eukaryota; Apicomplexa; Conoidasida; Eucoccidiorida; Eimeriidae
Exons: 6
Coding region: 1-2649 (882 amino acids)
Biological process (GO): phosphate ion homeostasis
Source: RefSeq, a predicted model, not a curated record
AUGUCUUCCACUGUCACGAGCUCGAAGCCUUUCGACCAAGGCGCUUCUCAGCAGAGGGGGACCCUGGUGCAAGGCGAAAGGGCUGGUCCGCUGCUAGUGAAGCCCGCAGCGACUUCACACGCACUCACCAGUCAGGGAAACGGCCUCUGCCAAGCUGCGAUAGACACCGAGCAGCAGAAUGACUGCAGAGCGCCGCCCUGUGCGAGCUCCGGCACGACGAGGCGAGAAAGCGAUGAAGUGGCCGCCACAUUCGCAAGUUCUGAGGCUUCCUUCAUGAGGAGUUUGUCGGGGAACGCCCCUCCGAAGACUGAGGCUCCCAGGGGAACCCCGGGUGUCUCUUUGGAGAAACACUAUUCGAAAUCGUUGCUGAGCCCAUCGCGUCAGCACUGCCAGCAGGGGAAGGGUUUUAGGCUCCUGGACGACCAGCCAGCAGCUCGCGCCUGCAACUCAAGCGGUUGGGGACGGCUAGGAAGUCACGUGCGCACUUCAUGGGAAGCUGGCGAUAGCGGCUCAGCAAGAGGGAUGGUUGCAACCCUCUUCUGCUCUCUUGUUGAUUGGAUUGGUGGGUGGCGAUCGGAGGUAGAAAUCCUUCCCCUUACGCAAAGUCUCGGGGGCUGUACAGAGGAGGGGGGGGCCAUCAAGGAGGGCACUCUGGAGAGUCCUUGCCCAGGUUGCGCCUUGAAUAAUCUGGCUGUUCGCGGAUCCGUAGAUGCUGGUGCAUCGCACCUUUCGACAGACACUACGGGGGAGGGGCAUCGUGGGAAUGAGCGUUCGUCGGCGGAAGCUGAGGAACGCCUUCAAGAGGGGCCAGGGGGGACGCUUUCUACAGCGCUGAAGCCGCAAAGAAUCACACUGCGCACAGAAAGCCCGGAGGGGCUCCGGGCAGAUUGCAGCCUCUUUUCGCGAGAAGACGACGAAGCAAGGGAAGGCAGCGACAGCAAUUGGGAAACGCAGACACAUUUAGAAGACGAGACAUGGUCAGAGCGGGGAGGUGGCUCUUGUUCUCAAGCCCCGGGGUGGAGCAAGAUGCAACUGCCCGCAAGAGGUGUGCCUCUGCCAGCAGCUUGCAGCACGAAGAAGGGCGUCGAAGAGGCCUCCGUAGCCGCAUCAUGCACGGAGAAUGCGCUUCUGCAAUGCCCCCAACAGGGCGGAGGCCGAACACUGGGAGGCAGCCGCCUCUCUAGAAGCCCUCCUGUGGGCUGUGCGCCCCCCCCAUUUCGACUGACGGGCAUGAUAGCGCUCUGUGCCUUGGGCUUUUUCUGUGUCAAGUUUGUUCGGUGCAGCUUAGCCUUCUGGCUGCAAUACUUCCUGUGCAGAGAGGGUGCCAUGCCCGUGGCAGCUGCGGGCUUCGGCUCCGUUUUGUUCGACGUUGGAGGGGCCGUGGGAGCCGUAGGUGCAGGCCUUCUAGCGGACAAGCUGCUCAAAGGACGCCGUCUAACGCUGGCCGCCCUUCUGUGCGUUGGGACCAGCAGCUGCCUCUUCCUGGUGGCAUGCUCGUCUCGGCAGCUGCAGCGCCUUCGGCUGGCACGAGAGAGCCUCGCGCUAGAGCGCCAGGUGUCUCUGCUCCUUCUCCGGAAGGAACUGCAGGAAGAUUGGACUCGCCUGCAAGAAACGGAAAGCCUCCGCAACGCAGAAGAAGCUUUGCCCAGGCACUCCUCCAGUGGCAGUGCCCUGAGCACGCCGGGUGGGGGGGGGCUGCCAGCAGAGGAUGGCGCCGCAUUGUUUAUUGGUUUGAGGGAUUCUCAGACGUUCUUCGAAGAGCCUCGAGGAGGCUUAGAGGAGGAAAAUGCCGGUGAAAAAGAACGCAGCGCAGCUUCGGAGCAACGCCUGCCCCCACCCAGACGGGCGAAGGAGGCACCCCGGCAGUUACUUCUGUUUCUCUCAAGACCUAAGGAGAACCCCAGCUCACCAAGCGAGGAAGACUCAACAGCCGCUACCACUCCAAGAGCCGUUGCGCGUCCAAGCCGUGGGGGACUGCCUUUUGGCGGAGAAAUAACUUUGACGCAGGAAGGCGAAGCGGGGAGGCCGCGUGCACCUGCUUUAGGCACAAGCAUGCCAAGAAUUGCGUCCCCUUGGUUGGCUGCAGGAGCCCUCCUGGCGUGGGCACGGCCCAUAGAUCGACUGCAUCAGACAGGCGGGGAGGGGCUCAAGGAAUAUCAUGAGCAGGAGGGCCCCACAGCGUCUCCCCACGAGCUGAUGGGCCCCCCUAGUGGUCCACUUGCAUCGGCCUACAACCCCCGGAAAUUGGAAGCAGUGGAAAGCGCUGUAAGGGGCGCCUCGUCUGAGGCCGUUGACACUGCAUCUCCUGCGGUGCCAACCUUCACACCGGAGAUGGAGGCAGGCAUCCGUAAUGUUCAGCGGCAACAUGAGGAGAGAGUUUCUAUGCUUUUGCAGGAUGCGGAACUCAAGAGCCACAACCUGCAACAAGAACGCAACCACCAGCUGCUGCUGCUUUUAUCGUGCUUAGUACUUGUUGGGUUGUUUGGUGCUGGACCCGAUUCAGUGCUGGGAGCCUCGGCAGCUCUGGACCUCUUGGAGCUCCCAGGGGCGCCGCAGAACAGCCCUGCCGCAGUCUCAGCUUUUAUUAAUGCGGUUGGAGCAUUAGGGGCCCUUUCUCAGGUCAGUUGGGGGCCCUCUGUAGCGCAGUGA